This is a messenger RNA of Gallus gallus (chicken), 4558 nucleotides long. RefSeq names its product oxidative stress induced growth inhibitor 1 (gene OSGIN1). The coding region runs from base 2488 to 3966 and encodes 492 amino acids. The transcript is spliced from 10 exons. The record is from RefSeq and is a predicted model, not a curated record. NCBI's taxonomy places the organism in Eukaryota, Metazoa, Chordata, Aves, Galliformes, Phasianidae.
AGCCCUACCCGAGUGCCUCGGGUGUGCGGCACCGGACCCCACGGGGAGAGAAGAGUCAGAGGUGGGAAGAAGGGGGAAUGACAGACGUUUGUACACGUUGCUGCUGUUGGUACAGCAGAUCGAGCGGCUGCUAGGUGCCGUAAGAUCACACGGACUGGGCGCUCGCAGAUGGUCAAGCAGAUUCAUGAGCCGAAAACAAGCGACCCGUCUUUUUUCCUUGUCGUGUGGAUGGCGUGGAGAAAAGGGUGCGUGCCUGACACUGCCAUUUACUGCUGCCCCUUUAAAUAUGUAAAGGCCACUCCCAUGCCCCCCAGAACCUUCUCUUUUCCAUCUGCACAGCCCCAGCUCUCAGCCUGUCCCCACAGGGAAGUGUUCCAUUCCUCAGGCGAUUUUUGUGGCCCUCGUCUGGAUGCACUCUAACAGGUCCAUAUCUCUUCUUUACUGUGGACUCCACAUCUGGACGCAGUGCUCCAGGAAGCUACACAACUAAAUUCAGACUCUUGUCCAGAGAAAGACAAAACACUCUGCAGAACUGCUGCAGCCAGUGUUGGCAGCACGGUGUGCUGUGCCAACAAGAGUCUGUUGGAGUUCUAUUCUGUUUUGUUGCCUCCCAAAAAGAAAGUACUUAAGCUCACAAUAUGGAUUUGCACUUCAAGUAUGGGAAGAAGCACAUGCACUUCAGGAUCUCAGAGGAGAACACAUCCACGAAGUAUCUAAAUGAAAACUUCUGACCCAAAUGCCAGUGCAGUGCACCAUAAUGACAUAUGUUUGAACACUGUAAAAAAUAAUAUAAAAACUUGGUAUAAGACUAUAUUGGAAAAAGAACAACUUGGAAUUUCAUGAGGCGGGUUUUAUCCUUGCUCUGGCUUAUGCUACAUGGUCUGGAGUUGACUGUAUAAUGUCUUGUAGUUAGAGAGCCAAAACCUCUUCUCUUGUGAAUGUGGUGAUGGGGGGAGUACUGGCAGAGGAUUCAUUCCAUCACUGUUACUUACAGUUAUAUUAUUUCAGAAGCAGAGUCUAUUUAGUGCCUUGUAUGUGGAAAGUACUUCUUACAUGUGUACAGGCACCUUGAUAAAAACUUGUUCAGCUGCUGGUGUUGCUCAGUAGCUGACCUUCGUCAAGAUGGCACUUCAGCAUCUGCUCUGUACUAAUGCCCAGGAAAGCAUACUACAUCUCACAUAACGUGCUGCCUGUGAUGUUUUUUCAGUGUAUUCAGACCUGAAUCAGAGCAGAGCCCUGUAUCUCUAGGAACAGACCCUCUGAUGGCAGUCACAUUGCUUACUCUCAUUCAGACCAUCCUUCUUCACCUUCAUGCUUGUUAAGCUGUUUUCCUUGGACAUCUCCAUCUAAAUUUGGCAGGUCAGUCCUGCUGUGAAGCUUUAGGAGGUAUGGCUGUGGGCCACUUAGUACAGACGUGUGGCCAGAAGUUUUCUGAGUGUGUCAGCUCUUCACAAGAACUAUGCUUGGUUUAGAGAUGACCAUGAAAUGCCCACAGAAAGACUAGGUGGUAUUUUUUAUGUAAAGUAACAAAUCAUAUUGAUUCAAUACAAGUGUAACUGUAUAUAACUUUAAAAGUCCCCAGGAAACCAUGAAAAUGUAAUACUGGAAUAUGUUCAAUUUAUAUUCUGAUGUUAAUAUACCAAGUGCUGGGAUUUUUGGAUUAGUCAUCCAAAAUCAUGUAAAGUACACUUAUGUAUUUGGAAAAGAAGGCCUCUAAUUACUUGAUGAAAAGUCAGAUGUUAAUCAUUACAGGUCUUUAGAAAUGGUUUGUUUGAACUGUUUGUAUUAGCUUUUGAAGCUCUAAAAGGGAUUGCAAUCUGAUUCUUCUCAACACUGUACAAACAUGCUUUGGAAAAUAGUCCAUGCCCAUGCAAUGUAACUGCAAUCAGAGGAGAAGUUCAGAGAGCUCAAGUGACUAAUCAAAAGUUACUGAAGUCUGGAGAUAACCCAAAUAUCUGAGCUGCUUUUCAUCCAUCAGGUCAUGCUGCUGUUAACAAAGUGAGCUUGGUUUCAGAUAGCUGUGUGUUCUGUUAUUCUACCAUAUCUUUCCCACUUUCAACAGACAGAUUAGGAAAUGGAAAUUUUAUUCUAGAAUGAUUGUGUUAAGAUACAAAACUUCUAAAUCUUUCUACCCAUUGAUUUAAAAAUCAAAUUCUACAUUUAUAUUAACACUUCUCAUAUCUAGGUGUGGUUGAAAAGUGCUCUGAGAGGCACAGUAUGACCGAAUCAAAGUUCUGUCUGCCACUACAAGGCGGCUAUUGUAUUGUCACCGUUUGCCAAACGCAGUGCUUCUGGAACUAUUGGACAGUGAAUAGAGAACAUCCAGGGAGCUAUAAACAAGGUGAGAGAAUAAGAGCAGAUUGAGAUCUGACCAGGACAUGGAGUGCAACAUGAGCUCACUGUGCUUCUCUGCUGUGUUUACUGAAGGUCACCUCCCUCCUGAUGUACAAGGUUGGCUCCUGGGCCUAAACGCUUCCAGACAGGGAGAUGCAUUCAGCAUUGGACAGGCACCAAAACAAGAGUGGGUCCAAGCCAAUUCCUGUGGUGAUCAUAGGGAAUGGACCUUCUGGAAUCUGUCUCUCAUAUUUGCUGUCGGGCUACACCCCUUACUUCAAAAGACACUCUCUUCAUCCUCAUCCCAUUCUUCAGAAUAAACUAGAAGAGGCAGUGGAUGUGUCCAUUUUGGACCAGGAUUUGGAGUAUCUGUCUGAAGGUUUAGAGGGAAGAUCCAACAGCCCUGUGGCUCUUCUGUUCGAUACCCUUCAACGACCUGAUACAGACUUUGGUGUGAGUGCAGAAUCUGUGCUCACUUGGAGGCAUGAGAUUGACAGAGCCAUUCCCCACCUGGUCCUUGGCAAGAACCCUCCAGGAGGCGCCUGGCAUUCUAUUGAGGGCUCUAUGAUUACCCUGAGCAGAGGGGAAUGGAUGGGACUCCCAGAUCUCCAGUUCAAAGACUGGCUAAAACAAAAGAAAAGGGGCCUCAGAAACCAUAGAGCCACAGCAGAAGACAUUGCUCAAUACUACCAACAUUAUGUGAUGAAGAAAGGGCUGCAGAAGAACUUUAGAUGUGGGACUGUUGUAACCUCUGUGAAGAAAGUGAGUGCAAAGAGCAUCUCCAACCAUGCACAGAAAGAUCUACAGAAGAGUGACUCACUAUGGAACUUCAGUGAGGAGAGUAUGGAGGUCUUUCAGGUGGAUGGAUUUGUCAAAACUGUCAAAGGUGACAGGGAGCCUUUCAGUGUCUAUGCAGAGAAUAUAGUCUUAGCUACAGGAACAUAUGAUAGUCCCACUUGGCUCAGGGUCAAGGGAGAGAACCUUUCCUAUGUCCAUCACCAGCUCUCUGCCUUAGAGGAAGCAGUGAAAAACAACAGUAUUGGUAUCACAUCAGAUCCAGUUUUGAUUGUAGGUGCUGGGUUGACAGCUGCUGAUGCGAUUCUCUUUGCUCACCACUGCAGUAUUCCAGUAAUUCAUGUUUUUCGGAGACAAGUCAGUGAUCCAGGUCUUAUUUUUAACCAGCUACCCAAAAUGAUGUACCCUGAAUACCACAAAGUCCAUCAGAUGAUGAAAGAACAGUCAGCUGCUUGUGCUGGGCCCUAUGAGUGCUACGUUAGCCUACCUGAGCACCAUGUACUAUCUUUUGGCAAGGACAAGAAAUGUGUCCUUCAAGACAAGGAUGGCUGCCAGAAAGCUUAUAAAAUUUCCAUGGCUCUUGUUCUAACGGGUUCAAAUCCCAACCUCUUCUUUCUGCCAAAUAAUGGCAUUGACUUGGCAAUGGACAGUGACCAACCAGUCAAUCCCAAGAGGAAUCCCAUAGAUAUUGACCCAUUCACUUAUGAAUGUACUCAGGAGAAAGGGCUUUAUGCUCUAGGGCCUCUAGCUGGAGAUAACUUUGUACGCUUUGUACAGGGAGGGGCUCUAGCUGCUGCCAGCUCUCUCUUAAGGAAAGCAAACAAAAAUCCUCCAUAACAAAAAAGGCUGCCUAUGCUAACAAUGUCUGACUGGGUUACUGCCGUUACCAGAGAAUUUGAUAUGUACAUCCUUAAAUGAGAAGCCCACUCUUGCCAUUCUCCAGGAUUAUGCAGAGUUACUAAGUUCUUGCUGAGCUAUUUGGAAAGGUUACGUCACCAAACAGAGUGAGUUUCAUUCAUGGCAGUAACUUCAUUCCCAGGGUAUUCUGCUCCUAUUCUACAUAGCUGUGUAUGUAGGUAGCAGGGUCAUUGAACCUUCCUCCUGGAGAAGUGGAGGGUAAGGUAGCAAUUGCUCUUCUGUGUUAACACCUCCCAGGUUUCUGAAAAUUGAAUUGAGGAAGAAUCGAUGUCAGUUACUUCCAGACAGCAGGCUGACAACUCUGUCAGUCUUCCAGUGUUUGUGAUGAAGCAAAAUAAGACAAUGUGGUUUUGAUUGCUCCUGUGGUUCAGCUGUAUGUUCUUAUUAGAUGAGAACUCACUGGAAGAAGUGCAAAUAAACUGGCACAGAAACACAGCCAAAAAUGUAUCAUCUCAUUGAUGACACCAGCAACAUGUAAUAUAUAUAUUAAUAUAUAUCCUUUUAUUCAGAA